Moneuplotes crassus is the source of this 1190-nucleotide messenger RNA. NCBI's taxonomy places the organism in Eukaryota, Ciliophora, Spirotrichea, Euplotida, Euplotidae. The record is from the annotation of a GenBank genome assembly.
AGAUGUUCCUGCUUAUAAUAACAUUGUUUGCAUUAAGCUAUGCCACAGAGCUGAAUCUAGAUAGAGACUUGUCCACUUCAAGUCGCUCAACCUGCAGAACCUGAGUCAAAAGCUCUUCACAAAGAUGGUGUUCCAUAACUGGGAAUUAUCAAUACUAUGGAGACUGAUGCUAUUCUUGGGAUUACUCUGGCUAUUGCUCAGGUAGCAGUAGCUACGUUUGUUCGAACUCAAGUAAUAUUGGCGGUAAUGGAGGGCUCAUACUGUGCCCAUAUAGUUCAAGUGAUUGCAACUCGAGAACAAAAACAAUAUACUACACCGGAAUAAAUUACACUCUGUCUAAUACCUACAUUGAUUCGAGUUCUGUGUGCAGCUAUAUAGUUCAAACAAGCAACAGUUCCAUCAAAAGUCUCGAAAUCUAUGUUUCGAGCAGAACAAAUACCAACCUGACCGUGUACACUGGACCCAGCGGCCAGAACAAGUACUCCUACAAUGAUUGGCUGUACAGUGGAGAGAAGAAGAAUGUGACCUUUGACGAUGACAAUAACGUCUACAUUGUUGCGGAGCCUUCAAGUUCUUAUAAUGGUUUUGAUAUCUAUCUCAAGGCUUCUAAAUACUCUUCCUCCUCCUCCUCCUCUUCUUCAGAUGAUUCUGAAUCCUCAAACACAAUCUGGAUUGUCUUGGGUAUUAUCCUUGGUAUCUGUUUCCUUGUUUGAUGCAUUGGGACAAGCUUGCUGAUUUGAUCAAUGUGAAGUGGUAAAAGCAAAGGAGCUGUUCAUACUAAUAGCAAAGUUAGUCCAGAUCAGCCUCAGCCUCAGCCAAACGUAUACCCCAAUGAUCCAAACUUUAACAACAAUUAUACGGGCAACCAACCAAUGAAUCAAUAUGCAGGGAACCAGACAGCUCAAAUGCAACCUGCCCCUGGAGCCAAUACCUCCUACCAACUUACCAACAUGAAUUAUUCCCAGGCUCAUAUGAAUCAGCAUCCACAGUAUGCGAACUCAGUAAUGGUACCCUUUGAAAACCCCCCCUAUCCACCCCAUCAAAACAACCCACCUAACAACAUAGCCGCACCUCCCGCUCCCCAAAAGUAGCUCUCUAUUCCUAAAAAAAUCCUCUAAAAUCCCUUUCAUCUCCCUUCUAUUCCUUCUACAACCUAUCUACUAUUAAACCCAAAUAUCCAAUCAAGUCCU